UAAGGGGAAGUUGCGAGAAGAAAGAAAGGAGGAGACGUGACGGGAUUGUUGAAUUUAUUUUCUUGGUUCCCCAACAUCACCUCACCACAGUGUCCCGGGUUCCGUGUGUAAAUACUACAGCGGUGGUAUUUAAAGUUCAAAACAUCGUCUGGCUCUCAGCAGAAGUGCUGAUAGUGAGGCACACAGGACACCGGGGGAUCUGACUAGGUCAUGGCCAAUCGGGGAGGAGCUACGAGACCCAAUGGACCCAAUGCAGGGAACAAGAUCUGUCAGUUUAAGCUGGUGCUGUUGGGGGAGUCAGCUGUUGGCAAGUCCAGCUUAGUUCUCCGCUUCGUCAAGGGUCAGUUCCAUGAGUUCCAGGAGAGCACAAUAGGAGCGGCCUUUCUCACCCAGACAGUGUGCCUAGAUGACACAACGGUGAAGUUUGAAAUCUGGGACACUGCAGGCCAGGAGCGUUACCACAGUUUGGCACCCAUGUAUUACAGAGGAGCACAGGCCGCCAUCGUGGUCUACGACAUCACAAAUGAGGAGUCCUUUGCACGAGCAAAGAACUGGGUGAAAGAGCUGCAAAGACAAGCUAGCCCGAAUAUAGUCAUCGCACUGUCAGGCAACAAGGCUGACCUAGCCAACAAGAGAGCUGUCGACUUCCAGGACGCCCAGUCCUACGCAGAUGACAACAGCUUACUUUUCAUGGAGACGUCAGCCAAGACAUCUAUGAAUGUGAAUGAGAUAUUUAUGGCUAUUGCAAAGAGAUUGCCGAAGAGUGAGCCUCAAGCUGCAGGAGCCAGUAGCGGGCGGAACCGGGGAGUGGACCUGACAGAAGCUGCCCAGCCAGCCAAGGCUCCAUGCUGCAGUAACUAACGUCAAGAACCCCCCCCCCCGACCAAUCAACCUGUAUAGCAGUAACUAAUGUGGCCGAUGCCCCGAAUGCCACUACAGUUACUAAUGCGAUGUGUUGUACUCUUAUCUCCAAAUCCCUCAUUUGCAAAACAACAAAUAUACCCUGUGCCCCCCCCCCCCCCCCCCCCCCCCCCCCCCCCCCUCUUUCUUUUUGCAGUAACGAAGUCAAUGCCAUUACACUGAUCUCUCCAAAUGGCUCUGCCUCUUUUCCUCCAUGGUUCUGCUGCUACCUGAUUAAGCCUCCUAACCAUUCAGUCCUACUUUCUGCCAUCCAGCUUGUUACAUCUAUCAAUUAUUAUUGAUAGAUUAAUGAUAUUGCAGAUAUUAGAAACAUUAGUGCACACCCUGCCUUCCAUCAUCUUCCUUCAAAUAUGUAGAUAUGUUUCAUUUAGAGGAAGUGGUCACUUCCCUUUUCUGGGAUAGCUUAAGACGUUACUAUUGCAUUUGUAAUAACAGUUUUCUGUUUCAGUUCUUUUUUUAUUUUGAUAAUUUUGAUUAUUAUUUUUUGCUAUUUGUCAAAAUUGUGGAUGCACACACCUCUAUACUUACAUGGCCUAAAGUAGAAAAACAAAAAAACUGUGUUUUAUCUUUUGUCUGCAGUAGCACAGACAAAUCUAAGAAUGAGGAAAGGCGGAUGGCGGAGAGCAAGAGAGGAACUCUACACAUCUCUCUUGUCACUGGGACCCUUUUAUCUUAGAGUUUAAAAACACUCAUGAACUGUAGUCCUGUUUCCCUCUGCCUGCCCAUGUUGUGUCCCCCACUAAACCCAAAGUAGCACUAGUGUACAUUCUCUUCUACCACCCCCAAGGCUCCAUUCUGGGGCCAUGCCUGUUUCUAGCUGUCCCUAGUGGCAUUGUGCAAUGUUUCACAGUAUUUACUCUGUGAGUGUCUGCAAGGACCGAUGCAGCACAGCAAACCCUCUGUUCCACCCAACUUUCCCCACAAGAAGGCGCAGGGGUCUCUGAGGUACACGUCAGUGUCACCACCUCCCCAUCUCCUGAUGCAGUGUCCUUUCAUAAAUCUUGUGAAGACUAUUCCUUUGUUUAGGUCUCUUGGUUUCUGUCUUUGGAUGAUUAAGCUGAUGCCGAUGACCUUUUUCAUUGUGUUGAUGUUGCUGCACCGCUGCUGAGUUUGCUCCUGGUAGAAAGUGAAGGUGAUGGUAGUGAGUUGGGAGUGGAAAGAUGCAAGGCUGCUUCAUAAUCACCUUUGAAUCAUAAUUAUUUGUCAUCUUCUUUUGAUUAGGAAGUGCUUUAGACACAUUUGUGUGUCAGCAUGUACAAACUGAACACACAUUUGCACAUGAACACACACGACAUUGACUUCUUCCUUCCGAACCCUGUCAAACCUAAAUAUCAUUGUACAUAAGCGCACACAUAGACUGUUACACCCUCACCUAUGCACACACACACACACACACACACACACACACACACACACACACACACACACACACACACACACACAGUUACACGCGAUGACUACACAUUCAUAUACAUACAUUACAUCUGGUCAAUAACUCUUUUUACAGGUCUGUCUUACUCAUGCCUUGCACUAAUGAUGCUCAUGAAUAUAUCUUGUCAUAAUUACAGCCAGUGUGAUUUUAUAUAUAUAUAUAUAUAUAUAUAUAUAUAUAUAUAAAAAAUAUAAAUAUAUAAAUAAUAUACUGUAAAUAGGGUGUUGCAGUGUAGUCUACCUUUUUUUUUUUUUUCUCUCGAUUUACCAGUGACAGGACUAAUGCUUGCUAGGGAGUUGUCUAGAUAAUCAUAAAAAGAACUGUACAGUUAGUAGAAAAAAACAGCUACAAUCUGGGUUUGGAGUUUUGUUGCUGUUCCUUUUUUCCACACAAAUGGUUAAAUUAUAAUCAGUGGUGGUCUUUAUAAAUGUAUGUAGUGUUAUUAACAAAAAAUGAAACUGCCUUUAUUUAGUGGUCUGUCUUGUACAUUUUUUUCUCAAAAGAAAAAAAAAUAAUAUUCAAAGAGUUUGGUUUUCAAUUUUUUAACAUUAUCACUUUCUUGCACUUCACUUAUUCUUUUUUAAUGGUAUCGGGCUACGAGGCCUUGCGGAGUACUCAUCCCUGUAAGUAGACCUGAACUUCCAGAGAGACUAGUUGUAAAAGCUCUGGAGGAGUCAGACCCACUACAAAACAGUUUGAUUAACAGUUGGCCCCUCUAUAACAUCUCAAUAACCUUGUGAAGAUAUCAUAGGAACAGUAUAACAACUAUCAGCUGGCGCGAUGGUGAUUCGUGAAUAAAUGAAAUAACACAAAAUAAGUUGUAAAUUGUAUGUUUUUUUGCCGUGAACACUUAAUUACAGCUGAAAACAUUUAAAUGCAAGCAUUUUACAGUACUGUUAUGUAAUGACCAAAUAAAUACUGAAAUAAAUUUGA
Messenger RNA from Micropterus dolomieu (smallmouth bass), 3286 nucleotides. Its product is annotated as ras-related protein Rab-5A. The record is from RefSeq and is a predicted model, not a curated record. Lineage: Eukaryota; Metazoa; Chordata; Actinopteri; Centrarchiformes; Centrarchidae. The coding region runs from base 211 to 861 and encodes 216 amino acids. The transcript has 6 exons. Gene Ontology annotation, molecular function: GTPase activity; GTP binding.